This is a messenger RNA of Zootoca vivipara (common lizard), 1363 nucleotides long. RefSeq names its product cytochrome c oxidase subunit 7A2 like (gene COX7A2L). Lineage: Eukaryota; Metazoa; Chordata; Lepidosauria; Squamata; Lacertidae. Gene Ontology annotation, biological process: mitochondrial respirasome assembly; mitochondrial electron transport, cytochrome c to oxygen; regulation of oxidative phosphorylation. Gene Ontology annotation, cellular component: respiratory chain complex IV. The record is from RefSeq and is a predicted model, not a curated record.
CUCACCCACCCCUUUCUCUUGGCGGCCAGCUGCCGGCUCGUAAGGCUGGGGAAGCGGAGCUGCGCGCGUGGCGGAGCGAGGCAGCCGUCCCCGAGCGCCGGGAUGUAUUACAAGUUCAGCGGCUUCACGCAGAGGCUGGUGGGGGCCGGUGCUUCCGCCGCCUACGCCCCGCAGGGACUCAAGCCAGUUGUAUCUACAGAGUCGCCAACUCUAAUAUUUGCAACACCAACUAAAAUUGCCUCAGACGUACCGUCCACCGUCGAGUAUCUUGGUAAAAACCGGGUACCGGAGCUGCAGAAGUUUUUUCAGAAGCCCGAUGGUUUGCCAGUGCACCUGAAACGGGGCCUUCCUGAUCAGCUACUUUACCGGACCACGAUGGCACUAACAAUAGGAGGGGCCAUCUACUGUCUGAUAGCGCUCUACAUGGCGGCCAACCCGAGAAAGAUGAAAUGAAUGAUCCCUGAUUAAUAGAGACUAAUGACUAUCCACUGGAAGGAAGACUUGCACUUAACCUUCUGCCAUUACACUUCAAUCAUGUGAUUGUAUGUUGCAAAUUCUAGAGAUUCGAUUUGGGGUUUACGAAAAGUUCAGGAAAUGGUGACCUUCUAACGCUUAGGAGAAGAGGAGCAAAAUUAAUACCAGAAGUUGAGAAGAAAGCCAUUAUCUCCUGUGUAGUUUUGAAGAUUAGUCUUCACACCCUUGACUUGAAAAUAAGAGAGGUUCCUGACAGUAGGGCAGGCUAAGUUGACAGUGCAAACUAGAAAUGAAGUUGUUACGUUGAUUGGUGACCUUUUAGGGACAAGGGCAUUUGAAAAUCUUGCUGAAAGUGCAUUUGACUUGCAGAAGAAAAGAUUAUGGACUGAACUACUCGGCUGAUUCAAAAUGGCAACCUGAAAUUAUUUAGCUUGAUAAUUCUCACUGGAAUCUACCAUUUAGGCCCCUUCUCAAAUUAUGUGAUGAGCCUGACUGUGAUUUUUGUGGAGUUGUUUCAGCACGGCUAUGUUGUUUUGAUUAGCUCCUGACAUUUUCUUCUGAUGAUCUGUACCAGGCAUCCCCAAACUGCGGCCCUCCAGAUGUUUUGGACUACAAUUCCCAUCAUCCCUGACCACUGGUCCUGUUAGUUAGGGAUCAUGGGAAUUGUAGGCCAAAACAUCUGGAGGGCCGCAGUUUGCAGAUGCCUGAUCUGUACACUUCAUUCCAUUUCCAUGAGCCAUCUCUUGGAAGCGGAGUGUUGCGUUCAAAGACAGGUUCUGUGUAGAAACACUUGACUCCACCAUGGUCCCCCCUCCCACUCCCCCAUCUCUCUAAGAUAAAAUUCUAUUGGUUUUAACCUUGGAAUAAAUACAGCAGUACAAAUGCUGCA